Patiria miniata (bat star) is the source of this 2194-nucleotide messenger RNA. RefSeq names its product UDP-glucuronosyltransferase-like. NCBI's taxonomy places the organism in Eukaryota, Metazoa, Echinodermata, Asteroidea, Valvatida, Asterinidae. Bases 107 to 1759 code for a protein of 550 amino acids. Gene Ontology annotation, molecular function: UDP-glycosyltransferase activity. The record is from RefSeq and is a predicted model, not a curated record. The transcript has 6 exons.
AUAAUAUGUUCAACUUGGUUAGGGACCGAACAGUACGUGCCACCAUUGCUGCGUUAAGGCGGUGAGGCUUUUGGGGUUCUGGGUAAUUCAUCUCAAGAAGGCAACGAUGCAUUCCAUACACUUCUCAACAUUCCUCCCACUACUGCUGAUCUGCUUCUUAGCGGCACCACUCCGCACGGACUCCCAGGAGCUCGAGCAGGACUCGAAAAAGUACAAAUUCCUGUACUACGCCUUCGAGAAAAUCGGCAGCCACGGCCAGCAAGUCAGUCAGUCCGGGAAGGUCUUAGCUCAACAAGGCCACAGCGUCAGCUUCCUAACCGGAAGUGAUGGACCGCGAGACCCAAAGACGAACGACAACGAUUUCUUCUCCUUCAUCUUCUACAAGUCUGAUUACACGACUGAGAGCCGACGCGAUGUGUUCAGGGAACUCUCCCGCUUCUCCAUGACAGGUGAACUGAGCUCCAUGAGUGGAAUAGCUCGCUUGAUUUACCGCACUUUUGUCACGGGGAAGCCUCUGGUCAUCCAACUGAUCAUCGACGAGUGCGAUGCCCUGCUCGGGGACAGCGACACCAUGGAAAGACUCCGCAGUGAGCGUUUCGACAUGUUGGUGGCCGACGACUUCUCGUUUUGCAAUGCGAUAGUGGCGGAGGCUUUGGACAUCCCGUUUGUGAAUUGUGCAAACUGGGGCGCCAUGCCUGACAAAUACGGACGCCUGUUCCACGUUCCAACCGACCCGGCCUACAUCCCAGCCCAUCACACGGGCUUCACCGACAGAAUGACCCUCUCCCAGCGUCUGACUAAUUACAUCUCCCACUGGACCAGCGAGUACAUCCAAGCCGACUUCACCGGCAGAUACCACCAGCUGAAAGUCAAGUACAACAUAAAUCCCGAGGUCCACAUCACCGAGUCGAUCCAGCAAGCCAAGCUGUGGGUGUUCAACCGGAACUACCCGCUGGAAUUCCCCCGCCCGAUGCAUCCGAACACGCUCAUGUACGCCUCGACAAUCGGCGGGAAACGAGGAAAUUAUACACUUUCGAAGGACGUUUCCAAGUUCGUGGAGGGCGCCACUGCUGGAGUGGUCCUAUUUUCUCUAGGCAGCCACGUGGAAUCCAUGGAGUUAAAACAAGGUCAGAUGUUUGCCGACGGCUUCGCCAAGCUACCCCAGCGAGUGCUGUGGCAAUCCAACGUGAACUUCACCGGUCUCAAACUGGGGAAGAACACCAAGAUGGUCAACUGGUUACCGCUCAGAGACCUGAUGACACACAAGAAUAUGAAGGUGUUUGUGACGCAGGGCGGGGUCAACAGCGUGCACGAGGCGUUAUGGGCUGGGCUGCCCAUGGUCGGUAUACCUCUGCUCUACGACAUGUUUGACAACGUCGACCGCGCCGUGGCUAGGGGUGUCGCACUCUCCCUUGGCGACAUCACCGAGGUAACAUCGGAGAGGUUGCACGAUGCCGUCUCCACGGUGAUCAAAGACCCUAAAUACCGUGAGAACGCGUUGCGUGACUCCGCCAUCUUAAAGGACCUGCUAAGAUUCAAUCCUCCGGCAGAGACCAUCGCAAACUGGAUCCUCCACGUGACCAAGUUUGGCGGGGACCACCUCCGCCCGGCCGUCUACGACCUGAACUUCAUCCAGCGAAAUCUUAUCGACGUUUACCUGAUCUUGUUGCUGGUUUUCACCGUCGUGAGUGGGGGGAACGUGUUGCUGUGUUACUUUUGUUGUGUGGGACGUAAGACAAGUCGUCCGAAACGGGAUUAAGUUUUGAACCUGGUGCUGGAUUUGAAGCUGGUUUGAUUUGAAAUAAUGGUGCAUCUUUGAAAGUGAAGGGGUUUUCAAAUGGGCAAAUCGGGUACCAUGAAUGUUGUCAAUUAGUGAAGAGCAUAAUACGCACUUAAUCAGGAUACUUCAAUCUUUUUCGAUCCUUCUAGUUCUUUUUAUACACAAAUUAAAAGCCUCUAAGACACAGUUAGCAUAUACUUUUCACACAUCAUCAACAUUGUUAGUACAUAUACCUUUAAAAUAAUUUUAGACUUGGUGAAAAUGAGACGUGACGAAGUGAUAAGUACGAAGUUUUGAUAAUUUAUGACUUUUAGGCGUAACCUUAAUAUAGGCAGUGAUGAUAAUAUAUUUUUUUUUUACAAUUACCGGUCCGAUGGAAAGGAACUGAAAUAAAGGAAAUUGUAAAGAUUUUCA